Messenger RNA from Anopheles nili, 3393 nucleotides. It is a transcript of the gene Dgk, whose product is annotated as diacylglycerol kinase 1. Gene Ontology annotation, cellular component: plasma membrane. The transcript has 17 exons. Gene Ontology annotation, biological process: lipid phosphorylation; diacylglycerol metabolic process; intracellular signal transduction. Lineage: Eukaryota; Metazoa; Arthropoda; Insecta; Diptera; Culicidae. Bases 1 to 3393 code for a protein of 1130 amino acids. Gene Ontology annotation, molecular function: ATP-dependent diacylglycerol kinase activity; calcium ion binding. The record is from RefSeq and is a predicted model, not a curated record.
AUGGCCUCGAACAUUCACAAAUGGGAAAAGCUCUCGCCGAGCGAGUUUCAGCAGUUGCAGGAUUUGGCCUCAUACUCGACGAAAAAGCUCCAGACUGUGCUGCAAGAGUUCUGCUCACCGGCCACACCGUCCGCGGCGCGAUUCCACCCGGAUGGGGACAUCGACUACGAGGGAUUUCACAAGUUCCUGGACUCGUUUCUCGACUGUGAAACGCCCGAGGACCUCUCGAAGCACCUGUUCAUAUCAUUCCUGCAGCCGGCCCUCUACCAGGCUCAGCAGCAACAGCACAGCCACGGGAAAGCCCUUAGCCAGAUGGCGGCGAUCAGCAGCAAUGCGGCCUGCGCUCCAGUCACAUCGCACAACCGAGGCUCCAUACCGAACCUGAACAGCAUCGUGGACAUUCCGACGCCGCAGCCAUCGCAAGAGUCACAGCGGAACAGCUUUGUGGAGCGGAUACACGGCCUUACCGAUAAGCUGCAAUCGCUCGGUCAUCUUGGACUCGAUGGUGGUGGUGGCAGUGAGAGCGGUGUUGGAGGCAACAAGGGCAAAUGCGGGACCGUCCACCCGAUGCUGACGGUGACACCGAGCCCGAUGGGGUGUGCUCCGCCGAUCCUGCAGCCUCCGUUUCGCCGGUCAGCCGAUUCCAGCCCUUCACACUCACACUCACACAGCCACUCGCAGAUUUCCCGGAACUCGUCGCGCAAGAGCAACAACUCCGUCAACUGUCGGAUCGAAGAUGUGCGGCUGAUUCCGAGAAAGCAAUCAUUUUUGGAUCCGCUGCUGCUGAAGGUGCCGCUCAAGGACGUCGUCUGCUACCUCUCGCUGCUCGAGGCCGGCCGACCCGAGGAUAAGCUGGAAUUUAUGUUCCGGCUGUACGACACCGACGGGAACGGCGUCCUCGACACGACCGAAACGGAUGCAAUCGUCAACCAGAUGAUGUCGGUGGCGGAAUACCUCGGCUGGGACGUGUCCGAACUGCGACCGAUCCUCCAGGACAUGAUGACCGAGAUCGACUACGACGGUGACGGGUGCGUAUCGCUUGAGGAGUGGCAACGUGGCGGCCUAACGACAAUUCCACUGCUGGUACUUCUCGGUGUCGACAACACGCUGAAAGAGGAUGGCUAUCACGUGUGGCGAUUGAAACACUUCAGCAAACCCGCUUACUGCAACAUGUGCCUCAACAUGCUCGUUGGUCUCGGCAAGAAAGGGCUUUGCUGCGUGCUGUGCAAGUACACCGUGCAUGAACGCUGUGUCCAGCGAGCUCCGGCCUCCUGUAUCGCCACUUACGUGAAGUCGAAAAAGUCAAAAACAACCGCCACGUUCCAGCAUCACUGGGUCGAGGGAAACUGCUACGGUCGGUGCUCGAAGUGCCGCAAACGGAUCAAAGCUUACAACGGCAUUACCGGUCUGACCUGCCGCUGGUGUCGUAUGAUGCUCCAUAACAAAUGCGCAACGCUCGUCAAGGCCGAAUGUACGCUGGGAGAGUUCGCCAGCCUCGUCCUACCACCGACCGCCAUCUGUCCAGCCGUGCUCGAUCGGCAAAAAUCGAUCAACUUCACCACCAACAAGGGAAAGAGCGUUCCAUCGACAAUACACUUUCAAAUCACCAGCGAUCCUGGCUGGUGUCCGCUGCUCGUGUUCAUCAAUCCCAAGAGCGGUGGCCGGCAGGGUGACCGGAUCCUGCGCAAGUUCCAGUACCUCCUGAACCCACGCCAAGUGUACGACCUGUCUAAAGGUGGCCCCCUCGAGGGUCUAACCAUGUUUAAGGACGUGCCCAAUUUCAAGGUGAUCUGUUGCGGUGGCGAUGGCACUGUCGGAUGGGUGCUAGAAGCGAUGGAUAGCAUCGUACUGCAGAGCCAACCCUCGAUCGGUGUGAUCCCUCUGGGAACGGGCAACGAUUUGGCACGGUGUCUACGUUGGGGUGGCGGAUACGAGGGUGAAAGCAUCCCCAAGAUUCUGGACAAGAUCAACCGAGCCUCAGUCGUUAUGCUUGACCGGUGGAGCAUCGAGGUGAAGAACAACCCGCUAGCAGCCGAUGAAACACCCACCGGAACCACCGUUCCUGGUCACAAGGUGACGCUGUCGGAGAACAUGCAGAAGGUGAUAGAGUUCUCGCAUCGCAUAAUUGCUGAAAAAUCUGUGAUCCAAACCUACGAUGAGGUUGAAAAUAGUACAAACGCGGCCGAGCUGGCGACCGACGGCACGACCAGCGACCGUGUCCUGCCGAGUGACAAUAAUGGUACCGCACCGGAGGACGAUGACGAUGACGAUGAAGCCAACGGUGCAGAGGACCGACGAUCGCUGAUGGCAGGCGCGUCAACCGCUACUCCACCGCCAACUCCAACCACGGCCACGCUAGGCCCAUCCGGGGGGCUACUGGAAGAGCUGACCAACGCGAACACCGAUGGUGACCCAACGCCGAUAGCCAACGGUGGUGUUACGCUGGUGUCCGGUAUCGACAUGGCGCCUGACACCGUCGGCAGCACUACGAGUGGCGAUACCGCGGGAAAUGGCACCGAGAGUGUGGGCGAUACACCACAGCCAGCGGACGAUACCGAAAAUAGUUCCUAUCAGCAACAGCAGCAGCAGCAGCACCAUCAUCAUCACCAGCACAUCAAUGGUGGCACCGCGGACAGGCCGGGCCCGGAGAAGAAAACUAUCGACCUACCGAAGCUGAUAAAACCGCAGGUCGGAUCGGAAUUCACCGUGCCGUACAACAUUGUCAAUAACUAUUUCUCCGUGGGUGUGGACGCCGCCAUCUGCGUGAAGUUUCACCUGGAGCGGGAGAAAAAUCCCCACAAGUUCAACAGCCGCAUGAAGAACAAACUCUGGUACUUUGAGUACGCCACGUCGGAAACGUUCGCUGCAUCGUGCAAGAACCUGCACGAAAACCUGGAGAUUGUGUGCGAUGGCGUGUCGUUGGAGCUGGCGAACGGACCACAACUGCAGGGCAUUGCGCUGCUCAACAUCCCGUACACGCACGGUGGGUCGAACCUCUGGGGCGAACACCUGUCUCAGAAGCGAAUGCGCAAGGGUCCGUUUCGCAAGAAGCUGAAAAACUCCGACAAGGAGCUGUCGGCGAACAGCUUCAACUCGGUCGAUCUGUCCAUCGCAAUACAGGAUAUCGGUGACCGGAAGAUCGAGGUGAUCGGAUUGGAGAACUGUCUGCACAUGGGUCAGGUGCGAACGGGCUUGCGAGCGUCAGGACGCCGUUUGGCACAGUGCAGCGAGGUUAUGAUAACCACUCGCAAAACCUUCCCAAUGCAAAUCGAUGGUGAACCCUGGAUGCAGGGCCCUUGCACGAUCAAACUAACCCACAAAAACCAAGUGCCAAUGCUAAUGGCGCCCCGGUCGGAGAAAGGCAGCGGGUUCUUUAGCUUUCUGAAGAGAUGA